This is a messenger RNA of Oncorhynchus nerka (sockeye salmon), 8623 nucleotides long. Its product is annotated as ral guanine nucleotide dissociation stimulator-like 1. Bases 5379 to 7679 code for a protein of 766 amino acids. The transcript has 17 exons. Gene Ontology annotation, molecular function: guanyl-nucleotide exchange factor activity. Lineage: Eukaryota; Metazoa; Chordata; Actinopteri; Salmoniformes; Salmonidae. The record is from RefSeq and is a predicted model, not a curated record. Gene Ontology annotation, cellular component: plasma membrane. Gene Ontology annotation, biological process: positive regulation of GTPase activity; Ras protein signal transduction.
GACAGGAGGAGGAGGAUUCGAAAGCGGGGGGCAACACAAACAGAGCUGUGACUGAUUGUGUGUAGUGGAGGAGAGCAUAUUUUACAGAGCAGAACCGCGCCGUAUGUUGCUGGGAACUGGAAACAUUUCUUGCCUGGAUGGACUGUUAGCAUCUUUUGAUGAGAGAAGCGCUGACAAUGAGAUUCGCCUGGAAAGAUAAAAUGGUAAAAAGUUACUCCGUUUUCCGUGCUGCAGACUUUUGUUGAUUUUGCGGUUUGAGAGUCAGCUUUUAGAGAGGCUGGGAAGGGAGAGGGUAUUAGGCUUAGGAAAGUAGUGGAUAAAGGAAAGGAGGAGGGGACAGCGAGAGGGAUACAUUUGAACCUUUAGUUGUAAUUUUUUUCUCACCCUCGACGCCAUCGUGGUGUACUUUAAAUAGUCUUCAUUAAUAUCUUGCGCGUAAACGUUUUGCGUAAAGACGCGCUCUGGAAAUGUUACACUGGCCUAAUAUGACAGUUCGUUUUUCGCUGAAGACAAAACACUUGUCUCUGAGCCGAGAGUGAAAUGAGCCCUGAGGCGAUCUCUUUACCGGUCCUAGUUGCGUCUGGAACAAUCUGAGCACAAAGCCAACACCAGAUAAGUACGAAGACUUGACACCGCUGUUGUUACCUUGAGCGUAUUCUUUUCACAUUUGGUUAAUUAAACCAGUGUGUGUUAUGUGAUGUUGUCAGUAGGGGGUUGAAUACAUACUGCUCCUAUAUUUGCCAGAGUUUAAUAGUCUCUUCUGUAGUCUGCAUCCCACCUCCACUGGAUUGCAACAUCCUUCCAAACUGGAGCCUGUCCAGCAAGUCUGAAAUCCCAGGGCCUUUGGUACACCAUGUGCCCCAACUUGGUCUACAAAGCAGGUAGACUUUUAAACCUCUGUCUGAAAAACAUUUCUGCCUGGCACAAAAAAAGCAGUCUCUGUGCACAUACUGUGGACUCAGAAGGCUGGGCCAGUGAGCAGAAGGACCUCCUGAUAUUGUUUUGGAGUGGACUAGACUACAUACCUCAGAGUUAAGUAUUUAACUCACAGAGAGGCAGCACUGUAUGGGAAAUUAAUGGGAAAUACAUACAUGCUGGGCCAUUUUUAUCUCCUGCACUCAAUUACUCCUCUGUGGCCUUCUUGCUCUCUCUCUCUCUCUCUUUAUCUUUCCACCAGUGCCCAUUGCCAUCACACACUGUUUAUCAGUGUCUGGCUGAUUGUUUGGGGUGGGUUCCCUGCAUGGCCCUGUGUGCUUUGUUUUUGAUAGAACCCAAACAGCCACCCGCAACCACCCCGGCCCUGGGCUAAGUGCCAUUGGCCUUCAGAGCUGGCCAUUGAGCCUGACCUUUAACUCUAGCUGCCAACACUCUGUUUGGGGAGAGAGUGGACUUUGUCCUGCUGUUGUGAUGCUGAUGGAAAGUGAGAGUGUGGACUUGGCUGGAGUGCGCUGUCAUCUAAACAGCUCCUCUUUAUGGGUUUAAAAUGAGCCCUGGUUGCCGUCACACUGGAUGUGGCUCUGUUGCCUGCCUUCGUCCCUGACUGGGCAUAUUUUUGAAUUUGAGAGGGUAAACUGCUGUUCUGUGCCUGUGUGCUCUGCAUAACUGAUGUGUCGCCAAUACGGAUUCAGAGCCAGAGAGUAGAGACUGCACAGUGAGGAGUACAGGUUGAGAGCUUUAACUUCCUCGUUGUCCAAAUCACUAAGGACUUAAAAUGGUCCACUCACGUGCACAGUUGUGAGAAAUACGCUACAGCUCCUCUUCUCCCUCAGGAAGUUAAAGGUUUUACAGCCGCACCAUUGAGAGCAACUUGACUGGCUGCAUCACUGCUUGGUAUGGCAACAGCACCGCCAUCGAUCGCAUGGCGCUACAGAGGGUGGUGCGGACAGCCCAGUACAUCACUGGGGCUGAGCCCCCUGUCAUCCAGGACCUCUAUAUCAGGCAGUGUGGUAGGAAGGCCAUGAAAAUCAUUAUAAAUUCUAGCCAGCCAAGCCAUAGACUGUUCUCUCUGCUUCCGCACGGCAAGCACCACCGGUGUAUCAAGUCUGACACCAACAGGCUCCUGAACAGCUUCUAUCCCCAAGCCAUAAUACUGCUAAAUAGCUUAAGGAAUGGCUGCACAGACUGAGUUGACCCUUUUAUUUUUGUACGGUCUCUAUGCACACUCACAGGACUCUACACGCACACUGACACUCCAACACACAUAACAUGCACACAUUUGUACUGACUACGCAAACACACUCACAUACAAUCACCAUUUACAUUGCUGUUACUCAGUUUAUCAUAUAUCUUGAUGCCUAGUCACCUUCCACUAUCAACACACCCUAUUGAACACCUUUGGGAUGAAUUGGAACGCCGACUGCGACCCAGGCCUGAUCACCCAACAUCAAUACCCGACCUUACUAAUGCUCUUGUGGCUGAAUGGAAGCAAGUGGAAAGCCUUCCCAGAAGAGUGGCGGCUGUUGUAGCAGCAAAGGGGGACCAACUCCACAUUAAUGCCCAUGAUUUUGGAAUGAGAUGUUUGACUAGCAGGUGUCCAGGGCACAGUCCAUCACCACUAAGAGGUGCUACUGAAAUUGUAUAUGGUUAUAUUACUUAAAUGAUGGUGCAACACUAAUCAAAAUGAUCUUAUUUUUAGAACAAAUGCGCUUUCUCCCGAGUCGGAUAGCGGUCGCUGUCUGCGUUUCUGAAACAUCACUGCACUGUUGAAUUGGCGCUUUUUCCUAGACCAUUUUGCUAUGUGCAUAAUAGCAAUGUUAAACAGCAUAUUGGGGUUGAGGACAAUGCCGCGGAGGCAGCAGCAGAAUAAGGAGAUGGGAACAGACCUUGUCUUAAUUGUCUAAGAAAAGUGAGGAGGAAACCCCAACUUAAUUAGGUCUUUAAUCAAUAGCCUAACUGUUAAAUGUGCCUGGCUUUAUAAACUAUCAAUAUAUCUCGAGAAAUAAGACAGAUCUUGUUCUGCUGCCUGUUUGAGUGUUUGUUUAAUAACCUACUGAUUCCGUGAGAACCAAGCCUCACAACCACAUGUCGGAUAAGCAAUUUCACAAAUUCGGCUGUCAUUAAUCUUUGCUUUGAUGUAAUAAAGGCUUUACACUUUUGUUGUUGUUGUUAGAACAGCCGGUCUGGUAUUAUUUUAUUAUUCAUUUCGUGUUUACAGCUUCCAAAUUGUCAAAUUAUAUUUAUAAUAAUAACUCUAAUUUUUCUUGAUCUCUUCUAUUAUUAUUAUAUUAUAAUGAAAUGACUUAUUUAGUAGGAUUAGUCUAGCAGCCUUGUAUAACCACCAUCAAGCUGUAGGCCAAUGAGCGCAUCCUGUUUAGUCUUAGUACAGUAACUCAUUUAUGUCUAUAUUUCAAUACUUAUAUAGGCUGCUGUAUCAAUCAUUCAUUCAUGUCAUCACAUACCAUCUGAGUCAUUCAUGAUUUGAAAUGCAAUCAAGCAUUUCUGUUUUAAAAUAAAAUGAAGCGACCCUUGAAUAAUUAGCGUAAACAAUAAAUAAACCGUUCCAUUUCGGGAAAUUGCAUUCACGAAUGAAUGCUGCUGUUUUUAAUGUUUGCUGUCAUGAAGGCUUUACAACAACAACAAAAAAUGACAACAGACUCUGGUACACUUCUCAUUUAUUUAGUGUUUACAUUGUUCCAAACGAUCAGAAAAAUGAUAUUGUAAUCAAACAGCACCGGUUUCACAGCAUUUUGCUCUUUACCAUAUUUUUCUUGUUUUCCGACUUGAUGAGCAACCAGUAAACAUUCCCCCGUUUCAAGUUGAUUUGUGAUGUCCUCUGCAUCCAUUUUGCUGUCACAUGUGUUCGGACUUUAUCACCAUUUUUAUUUCUGUGAUUAUGAUAAGCUAUAGGUCAGGCCUUAUUGGUCACGUGCAUGCGAUGCAUAGAUGUGUCACAAAGAGAGCAAGGGGAAGGGAAUGUUUUCCCUAAACAAAUGAGGGAUUUUGGUAACAGAACUUUUCAGUCAGAAAUGACUGUAAUUAUGUUGCAGCUUCAGCAACAUGGACAUCGUGAUAAACACUGAAGUUCUGUAGUGGUUGCUGCAGCAUGGAGGGGAGCGAGACAACGGGGGCUCGUCACACAGUCACUUGCUGUCAUUUUUUUUAACACAAUGCAGCAAGUCUGAGCACAAUCAAAUCAAUUGCGUUUGGAUUUCCUCUAGUCAUUUGUGUGUCCUAAUUAUUUCAUCAAACAGUGCGCUUAAAGCAUCAGACAAGCUAAGUGCAUAUAGUUGAUUUCAACACAUAAGAUGUCUAUAUAUGGAAAAAUACACAUUUUUAAGUUUCGACCAAUCAGGUGGUUAACUCCCUCCGCACAUUUGGACUCAUCAGACCAAAGGACAGAUUUCCACCAAUUUAAUGUCCAUUGCUUGAGUUUCUUGGACCAAGCAAGUCUCUUCUUAUUAUUGGUGUUCUUUAGUAGUGGUUGCUUUACAGCAAUUUGAACAUGAAGGCCUGAUUUCACAGUUUCCUCUGAAAAGUUGAUGUUGACAUGUGUUUGUUACUGGAACUCUGUGAAGCAUUUAUUUGGGCUGCAAUCUGAGGUGCAUUUAAGGCUAAUGAACUUAUCCUCUGCAGCAGCGCUAACUCUGGGUCUUCCUUUCUUGUGGCAGUCCUCAUGAGAGCCAGUUUCAUAGCGCUUGAUGGAUUUUGCGACUGCACUUCAAGAUCUUUCAAAGUUCAUUACAUUUUCCGGAUUGACUGACCUUCAUGUAUGUCUUAAAGUAAUGAUGGACUGUCGUUUCUCUUUGCUUAUUUGAGCUGUUCUUGUCAUAAUAUGGACUUAUAGCCCUAUCUUCUGUAUACCAACUCUACCAUGUCACAACACAACUGAUUGGCUCAAACGAAAUAACAAGGAAAGAAAUUCCACAAAUUAACUUUUAACAAGGCACACCUGUUAAUUGAAAUGCAUUCCAGGUGUCUAGCUCAUGAUGCUGGUUGAGAGAAUGCCAAGAGUGUGCAGAGCUGUCAUCAAGGCAAAGGGUGGCUUCUUUGAAGAAUCUCAAAUAUAAAAAAUAUUUUGAUUUGUUUAACACUUUUUUGCUUACUACGUAAUUCCAUAUGUGUUAUUUCAUCGUUUUUUGUCUUCACUAUUAUUCUACAAUGUAGAAAAUAGUAAAAAAAAAAAAAAAAAUUAAAAACCUUGAAUGAGUAGGUGUGUCCAAACUUUUGACUGGUACUUAUACUUAUAUAGCUUUAUUUAUUUUUCUUCUUUUUGGAUGAUGUGUGUAUUGUUUUUCUAGGUAUUACUGCUCUGUUGUAGCUAUAAACACAAGCAUUUUGAAGCACCUGCAAUAGCAUUUGUGUACGUGACCAAUACACUUUGAUUUGUGAUCAUGUGUUCUAAUCUAGAGGAUGGUUUGUCUUUGUGUUAACAGCUCAUUAUGGCUCUCCCACAGAGCUCGGUGCAGGGCCGGGGGGAGGAAGUGGAGGAGGGGGCCAUAUACAAUGUGACACUGAAGAGGUGCCAGAUCCAGCAGGCCGCCAACAAGGGAGCAAGAUGGCUGGGGGCGGAGGGGGACCGGCUGCCUCCCGGCCAUACUGUGAGCCAGUUGGAAACCUGUAAGAUCCGGAGUAUCCGGGCGGGAACGCUGGAGCGUCUGGUGGAGACCCUGCUGACUGCAUUUGGGGACAAUGACCUCACCUACACCAACAUCUUCCUGUCCACAUACCGCGCCUUCGCCAGCACGCACACCGUGCUGCAGUUGCUGCUAGACAAGUAUGGAAUUCCAGAGGAUAGUGAAGAACAGACUGAGCAAUGUAGACCCUCUGAAACCAAAGGAGCCGUUCGAACUGCCCUGGUCUCCAUCCUGCGAGUCUGGCUGGACCAGUGUCCAGAGGACUUCCAGGAGCCUCCAUCCUACCCCUGCCUCCACAGGGUGAUGGCCUACCUACAGAGGGCCCUGCCUGGAUCGGAGCCCAUGCGUAAAGCCCAGAGUCUACUGGAGCAGCUGAAGGCUGAGGCCAGUCUGGAUGUAGACUCAGAGGGUUUUUCUGGUGGUUUCCACGGCAACAGCUCCUUCUGCUUGGCUGAGGAUGAGGGAGUAGAGAUUGAGGUCCAGGAAGGCUUCCUGUCAUUUGAUGCAGACUUGGUGGCCGACCAGCUGACCUAUAUGGAUGCGUUGUUGUUCAAGAAGGUGAUUCCUCACCACUGCCUGGGCUCCAUCUGGUCCCAGAGGGAUAAGAAACAGAACAAGCACAGUGCUCCCACCAUCCGUGCCACCAUCACCCAGUUCAACGCUGUGGCAGCGUGUGUGGUCAGCACCAUACUGCACCGACAACAGAUCCGCCCGCUCCUCAGGGCACGGGUCAUCAAGCGCUGGAUAGACAUCGCUCAGGAGUGUCGCGUGCUUAAGAACUUCUCCUCGCUGCGUGCCAUUGUGUCUGCACUGCAGUCCAACCCACUCUACAGACUGAAGAGGACCUGGUCCUGGGUGCCCAAAGACAGCAUGUCUACGUUUGAAGAGCUAUCAGACAUCUUCUCAGAUCACAACAACUACCUGACUAGCCGAGAGCUGCUGAUGAGGGAGGGCACCUCUAAAUUUGCCAAUCUGGAAGGCUGUGCUAAGGAGCACCAGAAACGCACUCACAAACGACUCCAGCUACAGAAGGAAAUGGGUGCCAUGCAGGGGACAAUACCUUACCUGGGCACCUUCCUGACAGACCUGACCAUGUUAGAUACGGCCCUGUCAGACCUAGUAGAGGGGGGGCUAAUCAACUUUGAGAAGAGGCGAAGGGAGUUUGAGGUGAUCGCUCAGAUCAAGCUGCUGCAGUCUGCGUGUAACAGCUACUGUCUUAGUGCUAAUGAUGCCUUCCUGCACUGGUUCAAGAACCAGCCUCAACACAGCGAAGAGGAGAGCCAUGCUAUGUCUUGUGACAUUGAAGGAGUCGGAGACAGCAGUCCAACCUUACCCAAACUUCGCAAGAGCAUGGUUAAGAGACUCAGCCUACUGUUCCAAGGUGCAGUCUCAGCAGGCUGUUCCCCAGUGAGGGAAACACCUCGGUCGCCCCCUACUGGCAGCUCAGGCGAGAGCGUGGACUCAGUCAGUGUGUCGUCCAGUGACUCCAGCCCUUCAGACAGCGAGGGCCUAGGCAUGACACCUAUACACACUUCAGAUGCACAGCAGAACAAGGUGUCCGAGUCUUGCUAUUGCAUUUCUCUCCACUCCAUGGACACUACCUUGUCCUCAGCCAGUAUUCCUGUGACCCCGGCCUCACCCUUCCUCCCUGGCCCACCCUGCAUGCACCAUCGCUUGGACUCCCUGACGCCCAUGUCCCCCUCCUCUCCCCUGCCCCCUGCCUACAACACCCAGGCUCAGGAUGCCUGCAUCAUCAGAGUCAGCCUGCAGCAGGGCAACGGCAACCUCUACAAGAGCAUCAUGUUAACGAGUCAGGAUAAGACUCCAGCAGUGAUCUCUAGAGCCGUGGCCAAACACAACCUGGAGAGUGAGCCUGGGGAGGGAUAUGAGCUGGUGCAGGUCAUCUCUGACGAAAGAGAACUGGUGAUUCCAGACACCGCCAAUGUGUUUUACGCCAUGAACACCUCAGCCAACUUUGACUUCCUGCUGCGUGUGCAAGGCACGGCGGGGCGGUCGGUCCAACUGAGGAGUCACUACGCCUCCACAUUCCCCCGUGCCCAGCAGCGCUCCAGCCUGUCGCUGCGCCUCAGCAAGGUCACCCUGUGACCCCCAGGACAAGGGCACUAUGCCUGGAGGGACACAUUUGAUUUUUUUUGUCAUUUAGCAGACACUCUUAUCCAGAGUGACUUACAGUAGUGAGUGCAUACGUUUUCAGACACCAAACUGGAUGGGCUGGGAGUGGUGGUGGGAGACUGAAAAGGACCAAACAUGGGGGAACGAAUUGAAGUCGAUGAGUUUAGACUCUGAAUUCUCUAUUCCCACAUUCCCUUUCCCUAAUCAGACCCCCAUCUCUUAGUGCUCCCUCUCCCAGCAUCCGUUCCAGUAGCAGCCUGUGGCCUUCCCUUUCUGGCACUUCCCCCAAACCCCUAUGGACUAUUAUGGAUGUGUAGUGGGACAGUGGUGCCAUAUAGAUGUCUGUGGCAGAGCGAGACAGCCGUCGUCCCCCCUCUCCACAUGAAGAGGUUUUGCACAGGUAGGAAGAGUGACUCCAGCCCCCAUCAGUAUUCCGCUUUUUUAUCAACUCUUUUCUUUCCUGUGGAGCCUGUAUGUUUCCUAUUAGAGGGAGAUGGGAGCCUGGACAGAGAGCGAGACUGAGAUGUCCUGUCUAACGGUGAUGAAUGAUCGGCUCCUGUGUCAGUGUUAAUCUGUGUGAUUGGUUGACAGGAGCUGUGUGAUGUCUUCUUCGUUUCCAUUAUUUCAUAGUGUGCACUGUUUGUACCACGCGGGACUGCACCUCUCAUUGUUAACUGUGUGAUGAAUGCAAGUAUAGAGGCAUUCUGAUAGGUUACUACUUGGUUUUAACAAAGUUUUUGUCCUUUUGAUAUUGUUUAGCUGUCCUAUCUCACCUUUUAGGGUGUAGUGACACAUAGGAUGGGUCUCUAUGUGAGGCCCGGAUUGCGCUGCCAGACGCAUUGAUUAGCAGUCCUAAUAGAGAUGCACUUGUUAGUGGCUAGGUGAUGUCCGGAGGUGGGAAGUAGGUGGAAUGAGUG